AGAUGGGACCGACGCAUCCGACGACGAUGCUGUAGAAGUACGCAGGCUUGUUGAUUGAGGCCCACUUGAGGUAGCGCAGUGGCUGCGAGUAGAAGCGGGGGUUAAGGGGCGUGCCGGACAUGUUGGUGGUGCUGCUGCUGUGUAAUCAGCGUCGUUGGGUUGGUGAACGUGCGGGCGGCGACAGGAGCGUACACUUGGGACAAUUGGGUGUGUGCAAGGGCCUCAAUGCCUCGGAAUGCUAGUCGUGACGCAGCGGGCCUGGACGUGAGGUUGCUCGGAGAGCUUCGGUCAGUGGGGAUGUUCCGCGCCGAUGUCUUGGCAUUGCAUACGUUACGUGUAGCUGUCUACGAACGCCCAAAGUGUCAAGUCCUACUUCGCCAAUUCAUGAUCAUGAGGUGGCUACUUUCUUUUCUGGUCUUGACCAUUGUCGCUGUGGUGCGAGCGGCGAGUUCCACAGGGAACAGACUGCUGGUAGUCCUCGAAGAGCAGGCUGAGCGCGAGAAGUACAGCGUGUUUCUUGAGGACCUGGCGGCUCGUGGCUUCCACACUACUGUCGAUUCGCCCAAGGGAGACAAGGUUGCUCUCUUCAAGCAUGAUGAACGAACCUACGAUCACGUCCUCUUGCUUCCUGCAAAGUCGAAAGGCCUCGGCCCAGCUUUGACCGCCAACACACUUCUCGAAUUCGUUAAGAAGGAUGGCAACGUCCUCGUUGCGCUGUCUAGCGAGCAAGCAACCCCCACCGCUAUCCAGUCCCUCCUCCUCGAGCUCGAUAUCAGCAUUCCCAACACUAAGGGCUCGUUGGUAGUUGACCACUUCAACUACGACUCCGCAUCCGCAUCCGAGAAGCACGAUGUUCUGCUGCUCCCAUACCCCGCCGCGCUGAGAAAGGGCGUUACGAACUACUUCGGCGGAGAGGGUUACAUCGCCGUUCCCCGCGCUGUCGCACAGGUCCUCGGCAACGAUUCGCCCCUACUCUCCCCCAUUCUCCGUGCACCCAGCACAGCGUACAGCUACGACUCGAAAGAUGAGGCCGAGGUUGUGGAGGAUCCGUUCGCUGUUGGUCAGCAGCUGAGCAUUGUCUCUGCUAUGCAAGCUCACAACUCCGCACGUUUGACCGUUGUUGGAUCAGCUGAGCUUCUGCAGAACAAGUGGUUUGCUGAGAAGGCCAAGCUUGGCGACAAGGCUGUGACCACUGCCAACCGUGAUUUCGCGGCGAAGCUGUCGGCCUGGACUUUCAAGGAGACGGGUGUGCUCAAGGCUGGCAAGGUGGUCCACUAUCAGGAUGAUGGUGCUAGCAAGAAGCUCAACGCCAGCACUCCGGAGAGCAACCCUACUAUCUACCGCAUCAAGAGCGACGUCCAAUACCAGGUCGAGAUCUCUGAGUGGUCCAACGACCGUUUCGUUCCUUUUGUCCCUGACGCGAACGACAACGUCCAGCUUGAGUUCAGCAUGUUGUCGCCCUUUCACCGCCUAAACCUCUCACCCAUCUCGCAAACCGCAAACGCUACCGUUUUCGGCGCUGCUUUCAAGACGCCCGAUCAGCACGGCAUCUUCAACUUCCGCGUCAACUACCGCCGACCUUUUGUCACAAACAUCGAUGAGAAGAGACAGGUUACAGUAAGGCACUUUGCACACGACGAGUGGCCGAGGAGCUGGGAGAUUAGUGGUGCAUGGGUUUGGAUUGGUGGGAUUUGGGUUACAGUUGCUGGAUGGUUGGCAUUUGUUGCCGUCUGGCUGUACAGUGCGCCAGCUGAGAAGAGCUUGAAGAAGACACAAUAGGCGAGUCUGGAGUUGUUGUAAGUAGAGGGUAGCACAGUCACUGCUAUGAUUGAGAAGAGAUAUCCCAUCAGCGAUGCGAGGUAUUUUCAUUAUGGAAUUAAGGCCCGACAAGGCCAAAAGAUUAGCAUUGAAACGAAGCGUUUGUCCAGU
Messenger RNA from Boeremia exigua, 1929 nucleotides. Its product is annotated as Dolichyl-diphosphooligosaccharide--protein glycosyltransferase subunit WBP1. Lineage: Eukaryota; Fungi; Ascomycota; Dothideomycetes; Pleosporales; Didymellaceae. The transcript has 4 exons. Gene Ontology annotation, cellular component: oligosaccharyltransferase complex; endoplasmic reticulum membrane. Bases 226 to 1779 code for a protein of 517 amino acids. The record is from RefSeq and is a predicted model, not a curated record.